AGAGAGAGAGAAAGAAAAGAAAAACUGUGCAGCAGUCGAGACGGACGGUUCACUCACGUGGCGGUCGUUGAACGUGUAGCAUCUGAUUGUCGUCUCCAUCUGGUCCGCCAUUUUCUAUCUUGAACGAAAGCCAUUUGUCUGUUAUCGUCCACCCGGUUCAAAAAUCGAGUUCGUCUUUUCGACUUCCACGCAAACAAGUCGACAUCAGCUGUUCGUAUCGAUCGACAAAAAAACAAAACAAGAAAAAUGUGCCGCUCUUCGUAUUUCGCAGAGUCGUUUGUCCUCUUCCUCGUAUUAGCCGGAGGUGUCCGAGCGGCCUGGGAGGGCAGUUCGUGCCCGCGCUUCUGCCCGAAAGAGAACAAGCCAGUGUGUGGCAGUGACGGUGUCAUCUAUACCAACGAAUGUGACCUGUACCGCCGCAACUGCGGUCUUGAAGUGGAGACGGUGGAGGACAAGAUGUGCACCCGGUCACGCGGUUCAUUCUGCGGCAACAAAUGUAACCUGGACCGUGAUUUGGUGUGUGGUUCUGAUGGACGUACCUAUCUCAACAGCUGCGUACUUAAAGUGGAGACUUGCAAGCGGGGCAUUCGCUUGUCUCACGUCGGCCCGUGUAUGAAUGCGACAGCAUUAGAAGAGCCUUGUCCCGAACACUGCAGUCUGACCGAUCGGGACGGACCCGUUUGCGCUUCCAAUGGCAACGUUUACAAGUCAAUCUGCGAGAUGAAACGCCACACAUGCGGACAAGGUGUCGUCAAGACGUCGGAGAAAUACUGCCAGACGACCAGCCAUUGUAAGGAGAUCUGCUGGAAGGCCUCCAAAGCUGUCUGCGGCUCAGACGGCCACAUUUAUGCCAGCAGCUGUCAGAUGAAAGUCAGAAACUGCGGACGUCACGUUUUCGAAAUCCCAAUCAGCAACUGCAUCCCUCAAGAGCGCGCCAUCACCAACUGCCCCGCCGAAUGUGACAGCGCCGAGCCGGAACAGAUUUGCGGUUCCGACGGCAACAUUUACGCCAGCCCGUGUGAGCUCCGCAUGCUGAACUGUGGUUUGAUGCGCUUAUUUAGGCCAAACAGCGAUAAGGUGAUUGCCGUGGAUUGGCUCCGUUGCGCUGCUAAGGCGGCUCGUUGUUCUCUGCUGACUUGCAAAGACGAUCCCGAGAAUCCCGACUACGUUUGCGGUAAUGACGGACGCACCUACGCCUCCCCCUGCCACCUUCGUAUGGCUUCGUGCACUCGGGGUACUGAAUUAGCUCAUGUCGGCGCGUGCAUGAAGAUCACUCCUGAUAAUCAAUGCGCGGAAUCGUGCCCUGAGCAGCGGGAAUCUGACCUUCCAGUUUGCGGAUCGGAUGGCAACGUCUACAGAACUGAAUGCGAGAUGAAGAAACAAACGUGCGGCCAGCACGUCAUUCCCGUAGCGCUUCACCAUUGCACUGCCACAGAGUCUUGCAACAAUCAAUGCGACCGCAAAGUCCAAUCGGUUUGUGGCAGCGACGGCAAAAUUUAUCGCAACUUGUGCGAGAUGCGCAGCAAACACUGCGGGAAAUACGUGUACGAGGUGCCCAUGGCCCGCUGCCUGGCCCUGGCCGGUUUCCGCUUCACUGGCUGCAAUCGCAUCUGUCCUACCGAGUACGACCCAGUUUGCGGAACGGAUCGCAAAACCUAUUCCAACGAAUGUUUCCUUCAACUGGAGAACUGUCGCUCUCGAUCUUUAGUCGUCAAAAAAUAUCACGGAAAAUGCGGAGAACCCGUCGCAGAACCCAAGGCUUAUAUCUAUUAAAUUGAACCUAAAGAGAGACUAAAGAGGAGCUUUCCUUCUGAAGAUCGUCAUGGCGUUUUUGAGCAUCGUCUCUGAUUUUCAAUUAUUAUUUUUUUUUUUUUGCCUUUGUGUGUUUUCGUUAUGCAAUCAGGACAUGCAGCAAUCGCGCAGUUGUUGUCGUUGACGCUCUGUUUUACUCCAAUCGGAUGAUAACGGUUUUUUAUUUAAAGGUUUUUUAAAGAGAGAAGAUUGAUUUGUGAGUGAAGGACGUUUUUUUUAAAAUAAUAUUUGAAUUUGCGGUAGUAUUUAAAUCGUUAAAUAUAACUUUUUGCCAUAUUUUUCAACGCGGUUGUCGAUUUUGAAUUACACGAAAUAUGUAGCAGUUUGAUACUUGAUACUCGCUUCAGCUCGCACGACUUAUCGGUUUAAGAUAUUUCGUCCCCAAGAAGGAAAACAAAAAAUGUAAUGCGCAGUUGUUAAGUAUUAAUCAUCGCAUUCUUUCCUCUUCUCGCUAAACAAUUUGCUGUUGAUUGCAUUUUGCGGCAGAUUCGCGAACUGAACGCCCUCCUUUUCUGUCUUUUUUUUUGUUCUGUUUAAUUUUUUAAAUGGUGUUUUUUGUAAUCAACAAACAAACAAAAAAAAAAUGAUGUUCAGCAAUAAAUAGUUGAAGCCCCA
Daphnia carinata is the source of this 2427-nucleotide messenger RNA. RefSeq names its product agrin-like. Gene Ontology annotation, molecular function: protein binding. The transcript is spliced from 9 exons. Lineage: Eukaryota; Metazoa; Arthropoda; Branchiopoda; Diplostraca; Daphniidae. The record is from RefSeq and is a predicted model, not a curated record. The coding region runs from base 247 to 1773 and encodes 508 amino acids.